Molecule: messenger RNA, 636 nt
Organism: Acanthosepion pharaonis
Lineage: Eukaryota; Metazoa; Mollusca; Cephalopoda; Sepiida; Sepiidae
Source: the annotation of a GenBank genome assembly
AUGAAAAUUACUUCUCAUCUUUUUCUCUAUUCUUCUUUGUUUCUGUCUAUUUCACUUUCUUUUGUACGCCAUCUUUCUUUCUUCGUUUUCUUUCUUUAUUUAUUUAUUUCUCUCUUUCUUUCUAGCUUUCUUUCAUUCUUUCUUUCUUUCUUUCUUUCUUUCUUUGUUUUCGUCCUUUCUUUCUCUUUGCCUACUUUCUUUAAUAUUCUUUCUUCAAUAUUUAUUAUCUUUCUUCUUUUUUCUUUCUUUCUUUUUCUUUAUUUCUUUCUUUCUUCAUUACGUUUUCAUCCUUCUUCCAUCCUUCCGUCUUUUCUCUUUUUUAUUUUCAUUUUUUCAUUUUUUUCUUUCUUUUUUUCUUUCUUUCUAUUAACUUUCUUUCUUUCUUGUAGUUCAGUUUUUGUUCGUUCUUUCUCUUUUUCUUCUUUCGUUAAUAUUCUUUCUUCAAUAUUGUUUUUUCUUUCUUUCUUCUUUUUCGUUCUUUCUUUUAUUCUUUCUUUCUUCAUUUCGUUUUCGUUUUCAUUCUUCUUCGGUCCUCCCGCCUUCCUUUCUCUUUUAUUUUCGUUUUUCUUUCUUUCUGUCUUUAUUUCUUUCUUUUUGUUUUCGUCAUUUCUUUCCCUUUUUUUCUUUUUUCUUUAA